This is a messenger RNA of Hibiscus syriacus, 3027 nucleotides long. RefSeq lists its product as uncharacterized. Bases 169 to 2538 code for a protein of 789 amino acids. Gene Ontology annotation, cellular component: Ino80 complex; NSL complex; MLL1 complex. Gene Ontology annotation, biological process: positive regulation of transcription by RNA polymerase II. Gene Ontology annotation, molecular function: G-quadruplex RNA binding; protein binding. Lineage: Eukaryota; Viridiplantae; Streptophyta; Magnoliopsida; Malvales; Malvaceae. The record is from RefSeq and is a predicted model, not a curated record. The transcript is spliced from 8 exons.
AUUUCCAUGGCAGAUCUCUAAGUUCCACAACCCCCCCCCCUUAAAAAAAUCCCAGUCAUCUGUUAAAUCUUUACUCUUUUCCCCAAAUUUUAUAAAAUUACUUUCAUAUUUGUAAAUCCUACCACUGCAUUUCGUUAUAGAUAAAAAGGAAAAAAAAAUUCAAAUUUCAUGUCAGCUCUGCCUGCUUCAGUUUCUUCUUCUUCUUGGAUCCCUGAAGACGAUCUCUUAUUGAAGAACGCCAUUGAGUCCGGUGCUUCUUUGGAAGCUCUAGCAAAAGGUGCGGUUCGAUUUUCACGGAAGUUUACUGUUAGAGAAUUGCAAGAUCGAUGGCGCUCUUUACUUUAUGAUCCUCUUAUUUCUGAUCAAGCAGCAGCUCGUAUGAUUGAGGUUGAAUUAUCUGCUUCUAAUUUGUCUUCUAAAUUGAAUAAAUUUGAUUCUCUUGUUGAAAAUGGAAGUGCUAAAAGGAAAUUUGAAAGCGUUAAAAGAUCAUAUUAUACUAUGAGGAAGAGGACCUGUAACCACCAUGUGACGAACUCGAGUGGUGUUAGUUUUCUUGGAUCAUCUAAUGGUAAUGAUUGCAUCCAGAAUAGAGGUUAUGAUGAGCUUGUUGGGCCCCGUGAAGAUUGUGUUCAGAACCAAUUCGGAUUCGGUGAUUUAGGCAUUGAUAGUGCAGGUAAACAAUCACAAAAGGAUGAUUUGCAGGUAUCUUUGAAGAAGGAUUGCUUUGGUGAGAAAGUGGAGAAUAUUGAACAGAAUGAUGUGUCUAGGAGGUCUCAUUGUGUCAUUUUCAAGGCUUCAGAUAAAUUUGAUCAUCCAUCUGGGGUUGAAGGAACCAAACCUUACUCGGUCGGAUGUUCGUCACCACAGCCAGAUAUGCCACUGUGGAAAACGAUGGAAGAUGUUCCAGCGGCUGUGAUGCCAUUUAAUGAUGGCCCUGGAGACAAAAGCCAACAUGUAGAAGGUGAAAUUGUGCAUCCUGAAGACGUGGAUGGUAAGAAAAUGUGUGAAUCUGGAUAUGAUAUUGUUCCUUCAGACAUGAUGUUAAAAGAUGGUUAUGAAAUUAGUAAUUCAGUUGCUACAACUUGUGGUGAUUUAGCUGAAACUGAUGCUUUAUUAAAUUUUGACGGUGAUGCCAUUGAUAAAUCUUGUUACGAGAGUGUGAAUUCACUUUUGCUGAACUCUUCUAAUGUUCCUGAAGAUGACACACCAAAGACUAAAGAACCUGAGACAUUAGUUUCAGAUGUUUGUCCUGGUACUUCGGAAACUGCUUGUCCUCCAAAGUUGGAUGAAGUUCCAGACCAACAUUCACAUUCUGGGCAUGCUGAACAGUCACAUUUUGGGAAUCCGGAAAUCAAUUUGCCUUCAUCUGCGUCUUCGUCAAAUCCUCAUUCUCUUGAACUUCAUGAUGAAGUGAUUUGCUGCAUGUUGAACAGCGAGGAUCCUGAAAUCCCAUGCAAUGAUGAUGUUCUUCUAGGUAAAGAUUUAGCUACGGAAGAGUGUCUUCUAGUGGGUAGUGAUCAGGCCUCAUCCCUUGCAAAUCAAAAGUCUAGUAAAGAAGUGAGCUUGAUACAGACAGAAGAUAAUCUUACUCAAUGUUUUACUGCUCCCAAGUUGAUAGGAUUGGACAUUUUGUCAGAAUCUAGUCAAGGUGUCAAAUCUGAGUUUCAUGAUGGUCAAUGUCAUGUGAUUUCCAGGCAGUCUCAAAAUUCCCUGGUCUACCCAUAUAGGUUCAAAGCAGCCCACACAUUUCCCAAUUCUGCUGCCGAUGGUGCAGCAGUAGAAGAUCCAUCAGAUGAAUGCAAUACCAAAGAUAUUUCUACGUAUGCAAAAGCAAGUUCCAUUGUAGAUACUGUUUUGGAACCUGAAGCAAACAAUGCAACAUCUGAUCAGAUAGAAUAUGAAAGCGGCGAUAACGUUCCUAGCUUUUCUGACAUUGAAGCCAUGAUACUUGAGAUGGAUUUAUGUCCAGAAGAAUUCGAUUCUUUCAUUAGGAGAGAAGUCUCAAGAUAUCAAGAUGAGCAUUCCAAGAGAACAAUAAUCAGGUUGGAACAAGGUGCUCGGUCUGCUAUGCAAAGAGCUAUUGCAUCUCGAGGAGCGUUUGCUGUCUUAUAUGGCAUUCAUAUGAAACAUUACAUUAAAGAAUCUGAGGUUAUACUUGGCAGGGCAACCGUGGAUGUUGGUGUUGAUAUUGACUUAGGAAGGGAAGGGCGUGCUAACAAAAUAUCUAGACGACAGGCAAUGAUAAAACUGGAGGAGGAUGGUUCCUUCUCUUUGAAGAAUCUGGGCAAGAGUUCGAUAUUUUUAAAUGGGAAGGAAGUUUCUACUGGACAGCUGAUAGCUCUUGGUUCAAACAGUUUGAUUGAGAUUAGGGACAUGGCUUUUAUCUUUGAAAUAAACCAUAAUUCUGUGGAGCGUCAUCUAGCAAAAAUCACCUUAAAUAACCAAGAAAAGAAAACAGCAUUCAAUGGGUCAGAAGAGCCAAAGAAGGUGUUGCAUGAAUUGGGAGUUUUGCUUACAAGUACGUCUAAACACGAAUAACCAAGAAAAAACAUUUAACUGGUGGGAAGAGCUGAAGAAGGUGUUGCAUGAAUAGGGAGAUUUGCUUGCAAUGCAGGCGGCCUGGAAGUCUCCUAAUGGUGAUAACUCUUGCGAAGAUUCGGGCUGUUGGUACUUCAUUAGAAUCUUGGCAGCAUGAUCGUGUGGCUUCUACCCAUACCCGCACUCAGGAGCUUAAAACAUAAACUAAUGAUUGCUUGACAAGGCAUCUUUCGGACUUAGAGCUCCAAGAAUGUGUCUGCCAAAGCUGAACUAAAAUCGUUACUGGAGAAGGAAGUGGCCUUUUGGUCCUGAUGCUCCCGUGUCACUCGGCUAGUCCAGUAGGAUAAAAAAUACCUCCUAUUUCCACGCGAAAGCUAAUGAGAGGAGUAAGAAGAAUUGGAUUAAGGGCUUAUAUGACUGUCAGACACUUGCAUGAAGACAGAAAUGUUAAAAAUAUUGUUGUUGCCUAUUUCCGAGAUUUGUUUGCUU